Molecule: messenger RNA, 1653 nt
Organism: Carcharodon carcharias (great white shark)
Lineage: Eukaryota; Metazoa; Chordata; Chondrichthyes; Lamniformes; Lamnidae
Product: protein Wnt-8b-like
Exons: 10
Coding region: 1-1653 (550 amino acids)
Biological process (GO): multicellular organism development; canonical Wnt signaling pathway; neuron differentiation
Cellular component (GO): extracellular region
Molecular function (GO): cytokine activity; frizzled binding
Source: RefSeq, a predicted model, not a curated record
AUGGCAGAAGCUGCAGAGAGGCAAGGAGCAAUGAAGCUGAGUCCAAGAGUUUGGAGAGGGAAAGGGUCUCUAGCAAGGCUAACAUUGGUUGGCCACCCCCUAAUUGCUCUUGAAGUGAUUGGCUUCCUCAGCCAUUUCACAGGGAAGAUAAGAAUCAAGCAUAUUGCUGUGGGUUUAUCUGGAUUCACACGUAGACCAGACUCGAACUUUCCCAUGACACACCUGAAUGAAUCUGUUCUUCCAGUUUCCUGUCCAACUGGACUGGAAGCUAUCAAUCUAUUCUUGCCUCUACUACACCCCAAAAUCCUCUUCUUUACCCAUUCAUUCUUUGAUGAGAAGAUGCCUCUAAAGAAGAAUAUAUUUGGACCUAUGAGGGCCACUCUGUGCAGCGCUGUGAAAACUGGCCUUUGGAUGGACAGCAGUCCGGUUACUCACAACAUUUUCUUGGGGAACCUGAUGACACAGGGGAUGCUAACUGAAGAACCUAGUUUUUCUCAGCUGGCAGUUGACGGUUUCCACAAAACGGUUGAAAGGCCAUCAAUUGGACCAGGAGGACGAUCAUUCAGCGCCUCGAACCUGUUAUUCUGCUAUUCAGCCAGGGCAGAUUCGCAUCUCAACUCCACUUACCAGCCCUUGUUCUAUAUUUUGUCAGUGAAUAAUUUCCUGAUGACUGGUCCUAAGGCCUAUCUGAUUUACUCCAGCAGUGUGGCGGCAGGUGCCCAGAGUGGGAUUGAGGAAUGCAAACACCAAUUCGCUUGGGACCGCUGGAACUGCCCGGAGAGAGCGCUGCAGCUGUCCACCCACAGCGGCCUGAGGAGCGCAAACCGAGAGGCUGCCUUUGUCCACGCCAUUAGUUCAGCUGGGGUGAUGUACACAUUAACUAGAAACUGCAGCCUGGGAGAUUUUGAGAACUGUGGGUGUGAUGAUUCACGGAAUGGACAACUGGGAGGACAGGGUUGGCUGUGGGGAGGAUGCAGCGAUAAUGUUGGCUUCGGCGAGACCAUUUCCAAACAGUUUGUGGAUGCGCUGGAGACCGGGCAGGAUGCCAGAGCUGCAAUGAACCUGCACAACAACGAGGCAGGGAGGAAGGCAGUAAAAGGCACGAUGAAGCGAACCUGUAAGUGUCACGGUGUGUCUGGGAGCUGCACCACACAGACCUGCUGGCUGCAGCUGCCGGAGUUCCGAGAGGUGGGCAACUACCUGAAGGAGAAGUAUUACAAGGCCCUCAAAAUCGACCUUCUGAAAGGGGCGGGCAACAGCGCAGCCAGCAGAGGGGCGAUCGCCCAGACCUUCAGCUCCAUCUCCAAGAAGGAGCUGGUCCACCUGGAGGAUUCCCCGGAUUACUGCCUGGAGAACAAGACCCUGGGUCUGCAGGGGACGGAGGGGAGAGAGUGCGUGAAAAGGGGCAAGCAGCUGAGCAAGUGGGAGAAGCGGAGCUGCAGGAGGCUGUGCGGGGAUUGCGGACUGGCCGUGGGGGAGAUGCGAGCCCAGAUGAUGAGCAGCUGUAACUGCAAAUUCCACUGGUGCUGCACGGUGAAAUGCGAGCAGUGCCGGAAAACCAUCACCAAAUACUUCUGUGUGGACAAGGACAAGAAAUCCAGGAACGAGAGUGCCUCAAAGAGGAAGGAAGCGCGCCUCGGACGGAGGCACUGA